Strongyloides ratti is the source of this 4356-nucleotide messenger RNA. RefSeq names its product Dbl homology (DH) domain and CRAL-TRIO domain and Pleckstrin homology-like domain-containing protein. Bases 1 to 4356 code for a protein of 1451 amino acids. NCBI's taxonomy places the organism in Eukaryota, Metazoa, Nematoda, Chromadorea, Rhabditida, Strongyloididae. The record is from RefSeq and is a predicted model, not a curated record. The transcript has 14 exons. Gene Ontology annotation, cellular component: cytoplasm. Gene Ontology annotation, molecular function: guanyl-nucleotide exchange factor activity.
AUGCCUUCAACAUUUAAUUCACUUAAAAGUAACAAAAAUGAUAGAAAAAGAAUGGAGAAUCCUUUUUUUGUAGCAAAAAACCAAUGUUUUCAGAAUAUUAGUGGAUCUUCAGGACGUGUGAAAUCUUCUUAUUAUCAAUCAAAUUUCGAUGAUGAUUGUACAGGGUAUUGUAGAGAGAAUGAUACUUCAAUUUUUCAAUUACCAACAUCAUUAACAAAAAGUUUUGAGGAUUCAGAAGAAUAUUGUAAAAAUACCUAUUAUACACCUAGAGAAUAUAAUCAAGAAAAACAUAUAAGACCCUCAAAAAUUGAUCUUGAUUGUUACAAUGGACCAAAAAAAAAUGAAAAAUACAAUAAUAAGAAAGGAGGCCUUUAUAAUUAUGACUUGUCAUUUGAUCUAACAAUCUUUAAAAAUACCUUAGGACAAGCUUCAUUUUUAGAUGAUUCUGGUUACAAAAGUACAGUUAAUGAAAAAAGCUUUUAUAUGUCACCUGAUAGUAGAAAUAAAAAUACAUUACUUACAUCUUCUUAUUAUGGAACUGGAUGGUUGUUAGCUGAGUCAUUAACUCCAGAAGAUGAAGAUAACUCCAAUGAUUGGGAAGCUCAAAUGACGGUUGGUAAGCAAAAAGUUCAGGUGACGGAGGUUGAAGAAAUUCUUAGUACAAAUUUUGCCUUUAUUUCUGGAUCAUCCACAAGAGAAGGUCAUCCAAUAUUAACAUUUCCUGAUGCUAGAAGUCAAAUAACAUUUGAACAAUAUCAUUUAUUGAUAACAUACUUAUUUCAAGUACCAUUAUUAGAAGAUACACAAAAAGGGUUUGUUUUAAUUAUUGAUAGAAGAAAUGAUAAAUGGUCUUCAUUGAGGAUAUUAUUUUCUUAUUUAAUGAAUUACUUUCCUGAACCAAUACGCUUAAUAUUUCUUCUAAAACCUGAAGGUGUCUUUCAACGUGCAUUAGAGGUUGGAUAUAGAAAUUUUUUUGAUUCUACAAAAUAUAAAGUUGUUAUAUGUCAAAGUGUAACAGAAUUAGGUGAAUAUAUUGGUCCAGAAAGGCUAACAAUGGAUGUUGGUGGUGAAUUAAAAUAUAAUCAUAAAGAAUGGAUUGAUCAUAGAAUGGAUAUUGAACGAAUGAAGUCAUCUGCCUCUGUUAUUGCUGAAUCUUUAUCAAAUUUUGCAAAAUGUCUUCGUGAAACUGAGCUUCCAAAUGAUGUUGAUACAACUGAAAGAAUCUUACAAAUACAAAGUGGUGAUAGAGAUGCGAUAAAAGAAGAUUUUCGAAUUGCUAUAAGAAAAGGUUUAACAUUAUUACGUCAUAUAAGACAGGCUGAGGAGAAACCUCAUGCCGAUGAAUUAUCACCAACUCGUUACCAUAAUGUGACGGCUGUCGAAAGGAUGUUAGUUCAAUUAGAGGAAACAGAACGUAGUUUUGAUACUUUUUGGGAGAAACAUCGCCAACGCCUCACUAACUGCCUUCAACAGAGAAGAUUUGAGGAACGAUUUCGAAAAUUACAAUCAAAUUUUGCUAAACACAUGAUCUAUCUAGAGGAACAUCGUGAAGUAGGUGAUUCUGUUGAGAGAGCAGAAAUUUUGGCUAAUGAACAUAAAGAAUAUAUUAAAAUGGCAAAGGAGGAUGUUGAGAUAGCACAAGUAUUAAGAAAAGAAGGAGAUGAAUUGAUAAAUAAUCAUUUACAAGAUAAUGAAUUAAGUGGAAGUUUAUUACCAAAAUGUGAUGAAUUAACAAGGAUGGCAGAGGCAUUACAAUCAGCUUUAGAUAGAAGAGCAGAAGUUUUACAGUUAAGCAUGACUAUGCAUCGUCAAAUUUCAGAGGCUAAUAAAUGGUGUAAAGCCGGAGUUCAACUUUUAUCAAAUAUUCCAAUAGAUAUCAAUCCAACAUCAAUUUCAACAACAAUUUCUAAAAUGGAUGAAUUUUUAAUGGAAGGAUCCAAAUUACAACUAGAACCUUUUAAUGCUAAACAGACAAUGAAUAGUUUAAUACUAUUAACAACCACUGAAACGAGUACACUUUUAGCUCAGGUUGCUGAAAGAAUAGAUGAUAUAAGAAGGAUGGGUGUAGCAAGGAGAGAUGCUUUACUUAAAUAUACUGAGCGUGAAAUAAAGAAACCAGUUCAAAUUGUUUCUCCAGAAAAAUCAUUACCUUCAACUCCUGCUAAAGAAUUUAAUAAUAUUCCUCCAAACAUAAUAUCUGGUGAGGUUAAAAAAAAUUUCACUACUUGUAGUGAAGAUAUUACGAUUCUUGAGAUGAAACGUAGACUUCCUCGAUUAUUUAACUCAUUUCGUGCUAAAAGAGUUUUUUUAUUUAACAAAACUAAUCAUAAUGAUCAUGGAAUGGAUUAUAAAAAUGAUGUAUUUUUAUCAAAAAUUGAUUCAACAUCAUCAAAUGAUAAAAAUACAUUUAUAUCAUCAUCCUCUUCUGGACCAUCUACAGGAGUAAGUAGUAAUAUGACAACACCUGAACAUAGUGAUUAUAAUGAUGAUCCUAUUACAAAACAAUCCUGUAAUACAAAUAAUAUUACAGAAACCAUAAUAUUAAAUAAAGGAUUAGAUGAUAUUUAUGAAAAUGAUGAUAUAAAACCACGAAUAAGGUAUCGUAAUGCUAUAAAAUUAGAGGAAAGAAAAGAGUCUCGUGCUAGGAGAAAUAUGAAAGCAGUCUCUGCUUUUAUGACAACAGAUGUACCACAUUCUAUUCAAGGAUUAUUUCAAAGAAAACCAUCUACUAGAUCAUUAAGAUUAAAAAUGAAUCCUGUUACAAGUAAGGAGAAAAAUUCAAAGAAGUAUACAGAAGAGGUUUGUAUUGAAUUUAGUGAUGAGGAGGAUGACUAUGAUAAAAAAUGUUUUUAUGAUAAUAUGAAAGAUAUUGAAAUUGUUAACGAUUUUCAACAGUGCACAGUAGUUGAAGAUAUGCCAUCAACAACUAAUUUUAGUUUGGAGACAGAGAAUCAUCGAGAUACAAAUGGCAUAGCAAGUUUUGUCUUAGCUGAAUUGAUGUCAACUGAACAGUCAUAUGUCCGUGAAUUGGCAUCAAUUGUUGAUUAUUAUAUUAUACCAUUUGAGAAUUUAGAAAAUACUAAUACUUUACCAUUACCAAUACGAGGAAAAUCUUCUUUGAUUUUUGGAAAUCUUCGAAAUCUUCUUGAUUACCAUAAUAAUAUAUUUUUAUCAGCUUUAAUGACUGCAAAUAAUGAUAUCCCUACUAUAUGCCGUUUAUUUAUAUCUGAAAGAAAUCAUCUUCUAUCAUUGUAUAGACCAUAUUGUCAAAAUAAAUCACAAAGUGAAACUUUCCGUCGUGAAUAUGUAGAGGGAAAAAAAUUUUUUAAUGAUUGUCAAAGGAGAGCAAAACAUUUAUUACCACUAAGUGCUUAUCUUCUUAAACCAAUACAACGAAUUACUAAAUAUCAAUUACUUUUAAAGGAAUUAAGCCGACAUUGUGAUGUUGUUUAUCGUACUGAGGUUGAGACAGCAAUCGCAGCAAUGUUAGAUUUACUAUCACAGUUAAAUGCUGACAUGCAACAAUUGAGAAUCUCUGGUUUUAAUGGUGAUCUUAGUCUUUUGGGUUGCCUACGCCUCCAUACUGAAUGCGAAGUUAUGUCAUUUAAAAAGAAAAAUCACCGAUUUGGUAAAUCACAACGACGUUUCAUACUUUUAUUUGAUCAUGGUGUUGUUUUAUGUAAAAAAAGAAAUCAACCAAUAACUCUUGAUUCAGAGUAUUAUGAAUUUAAAUUGUUGAUUCCUUUAAAGAUACUAGGUUUUUCAGAAUUUAGUAAAGCUGGUUCUGAUAAAUUUGAGAUAUGGGAUAAUAGUAAAAAUGAAGGAUUCGCCAUUACAAUCCUUGAUGAUCAUAGUAGAAUGAAAUGGAUUCAACGUAUAGGAAAAUUCCUUCAAAUAGUUCAUGAAAAUAAAGUUACAGAUACUCAAAGAGUAUCAAUAGAAGAAUGUCAUAUAAAUGAUAAUAAAAUUCAAAAUGACGAUUUUGAUGGUAAAGGUAUUCAAAGAAAUGGAAGACCACAAUCAUGGACAUCAGUAGAUUCUACUGCAUCAAGUAAAGUUAGUUCGGAAGAAGGAAUAUUUGCAAUUGAUCCAAAUGGUAAUCGAAGUAGUAUAGCUUCAAUUGAUGAGUCUAAUGAAGAUGAGUUAUUUGAUAGCAGAGAUAUAGUUGAUAACAAUUCAUCAGCAAGUAAUCAUGUUACAACUAUUAUGGUACCUUCAACAGAACAAGAAAAUGAAAUAUCUUCAAAUAAUUCAAAAAUUCUUGAUGCCCGUUCAAUAUCAGAGGGCCAAUUACAAACAAUGAAUGGAGGUAUUGUUGUAUCUGAGUCAGCUGAUUGUGUUUCAGCAGCUUGUUAA